GUCGUUUUUCUUUUUCUUGCCGGGAAGCCGAGCGACCCUCGCAUUCAAAAGUUGCCAAGGCAGUUUUCUCUUCUGCAAGCCACUGAAGCCACUAAACGCCGGCGCAGCGCGGGUCAAUCAACGUGUGCAUAUCUCUAUGUUAUAGUAAUCAGCUGCGAGGCAAAAGGAACUGCGCCUCCCCGCCCUCAACACUUGCGAAGACUUACGAGACCUGCGUAAGCGCUUUGGGGCUUGUGACUGGUUGACUCUUCCCUAUGAUGGACAUUACAUGUCAUCGAGGGUUCAUGCGUAGGUAUUUAAACUUUAGGUAGCCUCUUUAUUAACUCUGCCUGUCUGUUUUUGUGAUUUCUUUCUUCCUCUUCCUUCUAUUCAAACAUCCACCUAUAGACUUCUCGUAGACAAUAUACUAGAGAACCUACAAAAGACACCUUAUUAUUACUGUAGAACCAACAAACCCGUCCUUCCUCGUCCCCAGCGACGAUCUCUCUCCCAACCUCCUAAAUUUCCACAAUCUCAAGUCCAACAAAACAACAAAACAACAAAACAAGAUGUCAGCCGCAGACUACUACGGCAACAACGGCGGCGGCUACGCGCCACCCCGAAACCAAUCCUCCUCAUCACCCUACCCGUCGCAGCCCCAGUACGCGCAGACGCCCUCACAAUCCCCGUACCCCCAACAACCCAGCUACGCUUCCGCCACCGGCGGCGCACCCUCGCAAUCGCCGUACCCUUCCCAACCGACCUACGCCCAAUCCCCGCAGUCGCAAAACUACCUCGCGCCGUACCACCCGCAGCAGCAGCAGCAGCAGUACGCGCGUCCCGGGUCUGCCCAUUCGGACGCCGGGUACCCGCCGCCCGCCUACGGGGCGGGCGACGGGACUCCGCAAGGCCGUCCUCACUCGGCAGAUCCGUAUAGCUCGGACGCGAACCGCGCGCCGGGCCAGGAAGGCGAGGACGGCGAGCGCGGGCUCGGCGCGACGCUGAUCGGUGGCGGGGCGGGAGGGUUUCUAGGGCAUAAGCUAGGGAAGGGGAAGCUGGGGACUAUGUUGGGGGGUGCGGUGGGUGCGGUGGCGGCGAAUAUGAUUGAGCAUAAGUUUGAGCGGAAGAAUUCGAAUCAGAGUCACCAGAGCUAUGGGAGUCAUGGGCAUGGACAUGGGCACGGGCACCAUUCGCAUCAUGGUUCGUAUAGUGGGUCGUAUAGCGGGUCGCCUGUCCCGGGGGGGUAUUAUGGCGGGUUUCAGGGGGGCUCGCCGGGGGGGCAUGGGCAUCACCACCACCAUGGGGGGCAUGGACAUCAUCAUGGGCAUCAUGGGCAUCAUAGCCCUGGGUGGUAGGGGUGUGAUGGGGUUAAAGAAUAAGGAAAAGAAAGGGCUUACGAGUGUGGAAUGGAUAGGAUACCGGUACCUACUAUAGAUACGAAUUUCCUUGGCUUAUGGGGAUUUGGAGAUAAACUAGAAUUCUCGCAACGGCGCACUUAUCGGUCGGUAUGGGUUUCUGGGAAUUUUAUCGCCCCCCUUUUUAUGUUUUGAGGAAAGAGG
Molecule: messenger RNA, 1538 nt
Organism: Annulohypoxylon truncatum
Lineage: Eukaryota; Fungi; Ascomycota; Sordariomycetes; Xylariales; Hypoxylaceae
Exons: 1
Coding region: 549-1334 (261 amino acids)
Cellular component (GO): outer membrane
Source: RefSeq, a predicted model, not a curated record